Mobula hypostoma (lesser devil ray) is the source of this 2875-nucleotide messenger RNA. RefSeq names its product tyrosine-protein kinase ZAP-70. NCBI's taxonomy places the organism in Eukaryota, Metazoa, Chordata, Chondrichthyes, Myliobatiformes, Myliobatidae. Gene Ontology annotation, molecular function: ATP binding; non-membrane spanning protein tyrosine kinase activity. Gene Ontology annotation, cellular component: cytoplasm. The transcript has 13 exons. The coding region runs from base 281 to 2071 and encodes 596 amino acids. The record is from RefSeq and is a predicted model, not a curated record. Gene Ontology annotation, biological process: protein phosphorylation; intracellular signal transduction.
CGUAACCUCUGCACUCACUUUUUACAGCAGAUUUUGCUGAUUAUGGCUGAAUAAAAUUACUUCAGUUGAUAGCUGCUUUCCCUUGUUACAUCUAAGAGAGUAUUUUUAAAAAUAUUAACCAGUCUUGAAAAAGUUUGCCUUUCUAUUGAUUUGGGACAAUGGAAGCAGCGUUUACAGAAAAUAAGUUCACAUUAUAAAUGACGUAGAAUCUCAACGAUACAGAAGGUACAAGAAGGCAAGAAGCAAGUACUGAUCCAGAGCAAGACCGCCAGUAGUGACCAUGCGUGAUGCUGCUUUCCACCUGCCAUUUUUCUAUGGCAGCAUUUCCAGGACAGAGGCUGAUGAGUUCCUGCGGCUGGGAGGGAUGACUGAUGGGCUCUUUCUGUUACGCGUGUGCCUGCGCAGCCUUGGUGGUUACGUUUUAUCAGUCGUCUUUGAUCAAAAGGCCUAUCAUUACACAAUUGAACGGCAAUUGAAUGGGACUUAUGCCAUUGCUGGUGGCAAGUCUCACUGCGGUCCUGAAGAGCUGUGUGAAUAUUACUCAAAGGACGCCGACGGACUGUGCUCUGUACUCCGUAAGCCUUGCCUUCGACCCCCUGGUGUUGAUCCCAAGCCUGGCGUAUUCGACAGCAUCAGAGAAAAUAUGUUACGCGAGUAUGCGCGCCAGACAUGGAACCUGGAAGGCGAAGCAUUGGAACAAGCAAUCAUCAGCCAGGCUCCGCAGCUGCAGAAACUGAUUGCUACUACGGCGCACGAGAAGAUGGGCUGGUAUCACGGUGUGAUCAACCGCGAGGAGGCAGAGCGACAGCUCUACUCUGGUGCGCAGCCAGAUGGGAAAUUUCUACUGAGGCAACGCCAAGAAUCCGGAACAUAUGCUCUCUCUGUGCUAUAUGGGAAGACAGCCUACCAUUACAGGAUAGACUUGGACAAAUCCGGAAAGUUCUCCAUCCCCGACGGAUCAAAGUUCGAUACUCUUUGGCAGCUGGUUGAGUAUCUGAAGAUUAAGUCAGAUGGAGUGAUACAUGUGCUGCGUGAGGCCUGCAAUAAUGCCAACCAAGCUGCAGAGCCAGUGAACCCACCAACACUUCCUAAGAAUAGACCAGGUGCUGCCAGCCUUACUUGCAAUAUGGAUGGAUAUUCACCAGACCCCAUUGAGGGACGCCGGAUACUUCCUAUGGAUACAGAAUCAUACGUCAGCCCGUACAGUGACCCAGAGGAGCUAAAAGACAAGAAGCUAUACCUCAACCGAGAUUGCCUGCUGAUUGAUGAAGUGGAACUGGGAUCUGGCAAUUUUGGCUGUGUGAAGAAAGGGGUGUACAAAAUGAGGAAGAAGCAGAUUGACGUAGCCAUCAAAGUGCUGAAAAAUGAUAACGAAAAGUCACUGAAGGAGGAACUGAUGAAGGAAGCUGAAUUCAUGCAGAAACUGGACAAUCCCUACAUUGUGCGAAUGAUUGGUGUCUGUCAAGCAGAGCAUCUGAUGCUUGUGAUGGAGAUGGCAGCAGGAGGUCCACUGAACAAGUUUCUGUCUGGCAAAAAAGAUCAAAUUUCCAUCACAGUUGUGGUGGAACUACUUCACCAGGUUUCUAUGGGAAUGAAGUACCUGGAGGAAAAUAAUUUUGUGCACAGGGAUCUUGCUGCCAGAAAUGUUCUCUUGGUCAAUCAACAUUAUGCCAAGAUCAGUGAUUUUGGAUUGUCCAAAGCAAUCGGUGCGGAUGACAGUUACUACAAGGCUCGCACUGCUGGCAAGUGGCCAGUGAAGUGGUAUGCACCUGAAUGUAUAAAUUUCCGGAAAUUUUCAAGCAAGGCUGAUGUCUGGAGCUUUGGUGUGACAAUGUGGGAAGCGUUGACCUAUGGACAAAAGCCAUACAAGAAAAUGAAAGGACCAGAGGUCGUUACUUUCAUUGAACAAGGAGGCCGACUAGAUCGUCCUUCUGACUGUCCUGAUGAAAUGCAUGAACUUAUGCAAGCGUGCUGGACAUACAAGGUGAAUGAUCGUCCUGGAUUUGUGGAAGUGGAGAGCAAAAUGCGAGACUACCAUUAUAAAAUUACACAGAAACCAACAUCAGUUUGACAUGCACCUGUGAUAACCUUAUAGCAGACAAGUUUGAUUUGAUUUGCAACUGUUCUGCUGUGUCACUCUGUACCAGUUCUUGUAGUCAGUAGCUAUGAAAGAAGAGCUUACAGCAACAACAUGGCUGCAGUUUGAGCAUGCCUUUUGUCAAUUUCAUAUUCUAAACAUUCACAUUUUCAAAUAUAAUUUAACUUGACCUUCUUUAUUAACCCGAAAUGAGUCUCUGUGGCUGUACCCUGACAAGAGUGUUAGUCAGAACUAAUCGGCAUCCCAUUGCAGUUAAGUGAACACGUGGAAGCUGAGCUGACAGGAGUGUUAGUCAAAUCACAGAGUAGUAUAGCAUUUGUCUGAUGCUAGUUCAGCUCGAUGCAUCAGAGUCCAUAGUUCAAUUCCAACACCGUGUGCAUCCCUCCCCCGUGAACGCAGGGGUUUCCUCCGACAGUCCAAAGAUGUGCUUGUUAGUAGGUUAAUUGGUCAUUGUAAAUUAUUCUGUGAUUAGGCUAAUGUAAAAUUGGUGGGUUGCUGAUCAGCCCGCCUCAUUGGGCUGGAAGGACGUGUUGCAUGCUGUAUCCCUAAAUAAAUAAUAAAUAAAAAAACUAACCUCGGCAUCCCAUUGCAAUUAACUGAACGUAUGGUGCCAGUAAAUUUAUUUUGCAUUGUUAUAUUAAGGCAAACAAGGAAUGAUACUGUCACGUUUCACAUAUUUAAUGUACAAGAUCAAAUUUAUAACUGGCCUUUUUACAAAAUUGUGUGCUUGCUUUAUAAAUGAAAUAUUACUGGUAUCAAGAAUAAUCUUAGCCCUGA